GAUAAGAUUAUUAGUUGGAACGAUACGUUCAUAACUCAAAACUUACGUGGAUUAGUUUUCAGUCAUUGAAAAUGUUUUUAUUGUGUUAUUUAACUGUUGCAAUAAUGAGUUUUUGGUAUCUCCUCAUAUUAUAUAAACAUUUUCGUAAGAUCAAAGUGAUAACAACUGAAGCCAAAUUUUAUCAACAAGCGCCAGGUCCUUUGCCUUGGCCAAUACUUGGUAAUCUACAUUUGUUAGUUUCCCAAAAGCCUACUACGGAAUUACUUACAGACCUUUCUAAAAAAUUUGGAAGCAUGUAUUCGUUAACACUGGGAGCUACCAAAUGUAUCGUUAUAAAUAAUUUGGAAUUGAUCAAAGAAGUACUUAAUCAAAAUGGAAAGUUUUUCGGAGGACGACCCAAUUUCAUAAGAUACCAUCACCUCUUUGGAGGAGACAGAAAUAAUUCUCUAGCCCUUUGUGAUUGGUCAAAUCUGCAAAAAAAAAGGCGCAAUCUAGCGAGAAAAUAUUGUUCACCGCGGGACACAUCUCCUUAUUAUAUUAAGAUGUCAAAUGUUGGAUGUUCAGAGAUAAAAAUUCUGAUAGAAAAACUUAAUGAAGCAAUUAAUAAUAAUAAGCCAAUACCGAUAAAGUCGUUUGUUCAACGAGCUUGUGCAAAUAUGUUUUUUCAAUACAUGUGCUCUGUGCGUUUUGAAUAUAAUGAUCAUGAUUUCUGUGAAGUAGUUGACUUUUUCGACGAAAUCUUUUGGGAAAUAAACCAAGGAUAUGCGGUUGACUUCUUACCAUGGUUGGCACAGUUCUACAAAAACCACAUGAGUAAAUUAAUUCACUGGUCAUCUACUAUCCGCAGUUUUAUUUUAAAACGUAUUAUUAAUAAAAGAGAAGAGUUAAUCUCCUCUCAACCUCAAGAUGAUUUUACGGAUGCUUUACUCAAUAGCCUCAUUCAGGAGAAAAAAGUUUCACGCGAUACAAUAUUGUUUAUGUUAGAAGAUUUUAUUGGAGGACACUCAGCGGUUGGAAAUUUAGUUAUGCUUACUCUGAUAUAUUUGAUUAAACAUCCCAAUGUUGCCAAGAAAAUCCAAUUAGAGGCCGAUUCAGUUUCAUGUAAAGGACAGCGAAUAAUCAGCUUUUAUGACAUCGAUUCUAUGCCUUUUACUAUGGCUACAAUAUUCGAAGUCCUCAGAUGUUCGUCCUCUCCGAUAGUACCACAUGUGGCAACUGAAGAUACUGUAAUAUCCGGUUAUGGUGUUGCAAAAGACACUAUUGUUUUUAUUAAUAACUACAACCUAAAUCACAAUAAAUUGUACUGGAAGAAGCCUAAUUGUUUCCAACCAGAAAGGUUUUUGGAAUACUCCGUUGAGAAAACCGAACCGAAGCCAACCUUGAAUGUAUUAAGAAAUUGUGAGAAAUCGGUAAAGGGAGAGUCUUUUAGAAACACAAUUAACAAAACUAAAAACGAAGUCAAACAAAUAAGAAAAAAUAUGCCAUAUUUUUUACCAUUCAGUAUAGGAAAAAGAACGUGUAUUGGGCAGAAUUUAGUACGUGGUUUCGGUUUUAUUUUAGUAGCAAACAUAUUAAGGCAAUUUAAUGUAUAUUAUGAAAAUGGCAAUAACAUAGAAAUAAAUAUAGGAUGUAUCGCACUUCCGGCAAAACCGAUUCCAAUAGCUUUAGUUAAAAGAAAUAAAAAUAUUUAAAAAAAUUACUAUAUAUGAAAUUAAUGCUCCUAAAUAUGUCAUGCAUCUCUAGGUUACUUAUUGCUUCAACACUGUUUCUAAAAAAUAAUAAUAUUUUUUUUCUUGCAUAUAUUUAAAUAUGAUCGUUCUUACAAUGAUUACACAGUUCACAUUCAAUUAUUAUUUUGGUGAUUUUCUUAAGUAAAUUGGGGUAAUAAUACUGUAAUUUAAAACAUUUCGCAACCAUUCCUAUACCUUGAUGAAUUCCAUUUAAAUGAAUUUCAAGUACUCUACUUUUAAAAUUUGAAAAAUCUGUAAUGUUUUCUAAUUCUUUUGUAGACCGAUAAAUCUUGUUGUGCCUUGUUGUUAUUAGUGUCUUAGUAUAAACGUUUUGAAACUGUAUAAAAUCAAUA
Messenger RNA from Bactrocera latifrons, 2083 nucleotides. Its product is annotated as cytochrome P450 307a1-like. Lineage: Eukaryota; Metazoa; Arthropoda; Insecta; Diptera; Tephritidae. The record is from RefSeq and is a predicted model, not a curated record. The transcript has 2 exons. Gene Ontology annotation, molecular function: heme binding; oxidoreductase activity, acting on paired donors, with incorporation or reduction of molecular oxygen; iron ion binding. Bases 72 to 1691 code for a protein of 539 amino acids.